AUGGCAGUGAUCACCUUUACACCUCUCUAUGGUGUUCACUCAAGUGCACCUUGUUGUGCAUAUUUGUUAGAAAUUGAUGAAGUGUGUAUCCUAUUAGACUGUGGAUGGACAGAUGAGUAUGAUCUUGAGCUAUUGAAGCCAUUGCAGCGUGUCGUCGAUCGCAUUGAUCUUGUGCUAGUGUCACAUUUAGACCUGGCGCAUAUGGGAGCACUUCCGUAUGCCAUGGGAAAACUAGGACUUCAAGCGCCUGUAUAUGGGACAUUACCAGUGCAUCGCAUGGGACAAAUUGCUCUAUAUGACGCAUUUCAGGCCAAAACAAAGCAUGACAGUGAUUUUUCGCUCUUUUCGUUGGAUGACGUCGAUUUGGUCUUUGAAAACUUUAAACAACUCAAAUAUUCAGAGAAAUUGACGCUCACAAGCUCAGGAGAAGGAAUUGUGAUUACACCUCAUGUGGCGGGUCACCUUAUUGGUGGCGCGCUGUGGAGGAUCAUGAAAGAGACGGAUGAUAUUAUCUAUGCUGUCGACUACAACCAUCGCUCGGAACAUGUACUGCAAAAAACGAUCUUAGACUCGUUCACACGUCCAACACUGCUUAUUACAGACUCCAUGAGUCUCCAUGCAGAGCAACCCAAGCUCAAAGACCGAGAUAGCAAGAUUAUGAUGGAGAUUUUAAAGACAGUUCGGAAUGGAGGAAAUGUAUUAAUUCCGACCGACAGCUCUGGCCGCGUGCUAGAGUUAAUGCGAGUGCUGGAUCAGUACUGGAUUCAGAAUAAGCUGCGCGAUCCAAUUGCGCUACUUCAUGAUAUGAGUUACUACACGCCGAAGGCUGCGCAGGCAAUGCUGGAGUGGUGCAAUGACCGCAUCGCAAAGAACUUUGACGUUGGUCGUCAGAAUCCGUUUCAAUUCUCUCACAUUCAUCUGGUUCACACGUUGGAAGAACUGGAUGCUCUCCCAAGCCCAAAGGUGGUGUUGGCUACUUCACCAAGUCUAGAAUGUGGUUUCGCAAAGGACAUUUUCAUUCGCUGGGCUCCUGACCCCCGGAACAGCAUCAUUUUCACUUCCACAACGCCAAAAACGUCGUUUGCAUCCCGUGUACUAAAGCUCGCCAAGGGCCCGUCAACAGAGAAAGUUAUUUCAUGCACAGUGAGAGAAAAAGUGUUUUUGGAGGGAGCAGAGCUUGCCCUUUAUGAAGUGAAGGAACGAAAACGUCUUCGGACUGAGGCUGAAAACAAGGCGAAGGAGAUUGAGGAGGCAGCUAUGGAAGAUAUGAUGAUGGGAAUCGAAGACUUUGAAUCCGAGUCGGAGGAAGAGGAAACUACACAGCAAGAAGUGCAACUUCGGGGUACGUUCAAGGUCGGCCUGGGGCAGUUUGCGUCGGUCCGGUAUCCGAUGUUCUUUGCUGUAGAACCGAAGAUCGAGUGGGACGAAUAUGGAGAGAUUAUCAAUCCUGAUGACUUCAAGGACGCUGCUUUACUGGCAAUCCGUCAAGCGCGUCGCAACAUUAUUGAAGAUGCAGACGGAGAUGAGGAUAUGGAAAACGCUGAUCAGGAGACUGCUGUUGAAAGCCGGCCUACCAAAACUGUCACGAACGAAGUCGUCGUCAAUAUCGCUUCUCGCAUCACGCAAGUAGACUUUGACGGUGUUGCAGACGGCCGAGCAAUUCGAAACUGUUUGGGCAACGUAAAGCCUCGAAAGCUUAUUCUGGUUCAUGGCACGGAGAAGACGACAAACGAACUCAAACAGUUCGUGGAAUCAUCGAUUCCAAUGUGCGAAGCCGUGUUUACUCCGAAUGUGAUGGAGUGUAUUGACAUCGAGUCCGACACGAAUGUGUACAAGUUGUCAUUAAAGGAGUCGCUGUACACGUCUGCAGUAUUCCGGAAGGUUGGGAGCCACGAAGUUGCCUACGUCACUGGCUUAUUCACUCUACCCGAGAAUAGCUCUGUGCCGAUACUGCAGCCUUUGAACGAGAACGGUGGUCAAACAACGCACGAGCCAAUUCUGCUCAGCGACGGCAAGAUGAAGCUGGACGUGAUGAAGCAAGUGCUGGGUAAAGCAGGUUUUCAAGCGAAAUUUCGUGGUGGUAUGCUGGUAUGCAAUGAUGGAGUCGUUCUUAAACGCGCGAUGAACAAUGAAGUUGUGAUGGAGGGUGCCCUGUCCAAGAAUUAUUACCGCAUUAGAGCACUGUUAUAUGAACAGUUUACGCUUGUGUAG
This is a messenger RNA of Peronospora farinosa, 2211 nucleotides long. The record is from the annotation of a GenBank genome assembly. Lineage: Eukaryota; Oomycota; Peronosporomycetes; Peronosporales; Peronosporaceae.